UUCUUUCCCCAAAUCUGAGAGCUGUCCUGGGAGAGCUGUUGUUUCACACACAUGGUGGUUUUGCUCAGCUCUGCUCCCUUGCAAACUCCGCUCUGGGUUAGCAGGAGGCUGCACAGGCACCGAGGCCCCUGCAGACACCGGUGCUGGCGUUGGUUCGUCUGUCACCUGGACCAGAUUUGGCCACUGUGGGAGCCUGCGGCUCGUGUUCCUUGUCAGAGCAAGGAGCUGAGGCAAAAACAAGUGAGGAUGAGUCAUUGUGUCCAAAAUACUCCUCUAAAAGAGAAAAGCAGAUGCGGGAGCUCACACCGGAGCCCCAGGAGGGUGUGCGGCACGUUUUGGCUUUGGCAGCAAGGCCAGAGAAAUCCCACCCUGUGGGUGAAGUGGGAGCAUGGAAGAAAGUAGCAAAAAGGUGCUUUUUAGACUUAAACAUCUCCCUUUUUCAGGGAAUGUUGAACUGGGCAGAGCCGCAGCAUGAGGUGUAACCCAGCGCCAGCAAGAGGGGAGAAAGAAACAGAGCUUGUCUGAGCUGGGCUCUCCCGCGCCCAGUCUUUCAAAUAAGCUAAAUAUAACAAUUAUGUGUACGUGCGUGUCAUUAUGGGGAAGCUUCUGCAGGAUCACAUUGAUAUAAAUAGUUCCUCUGAGCAUCUCUAGAGGUACCAGCGUAUUUGCUUCUGGGUUUUUCAGUCAUCCAAAAAGAAAUCAAGAGCUUGAGGCUCAGGAGCUGCAGUUCCUUGCAGUUAGCGCUGCCCGGAGCCGCAUGCUCCACAAGGGCUCGGUUAGUUUAGUGCAGCAGGAGGGAGAGGUGCAGAUUUAUCGCCGCAUUUGCAGCCUGCCAGCUCGGCCCGGCUCCCGGCUGCAGCAUGGGCAGCCCGUCCUGGGCUGCUGGAGCCGCCCGACCCAGCACCGGCUGCGGCACCUGCUCCGCACCAGGGAGCCGCAGGGCCCUCAGCCGCGGUACCGCUGCAGCCGGGCUUCCCCUGCGCCCGCUUGAAGCCGGAGUGUCCACAAUACGGCAUGAGAGGUAUCUCCAAGGUCCCUUGUUCCCGCUUUCUCCUCCCAGCCGGGAUCACUUGGCUGCUGCCCCGGCUCUGCAGCUGCCGGAGCUGCCCAAGGAGCAGAACCUGGGACGAGAGGGGACGGUGCAGGGUCUGCGUGUCUGGGGGCAGCAGGUCUGCUGUGACAGGCGGCUGAGGGACCUGGGGGUUCAGCUGGAGAACAGGAGCUGAGGGGAGACCUUCUGAUCUCUGAACUGCCUGAAAGGAGCUUGGAGCCAGGGGGGUCGGGCUCUGCUCCCCAGGAACAAGCGCCAGGAGCAGAGGAAACGGCCUCAAGUUGCGCCAGGGGAGGUUGAGGUUGGAUGUGGGAACAAUUUCUUCCCCAGAGGGCUGUGGGGCAUUGGAACAGGCUGCCCAGGGCAGUGCUGGAGUCACCAUCCCUGGAGGGCUGGACAGACGGACAUGAGGUUCUCAGGACAUGGGUUAAUGGCAGGGGUGGGUUAUGGUUGGACUCUAUGAUCUUGAGGGUCUCUGCCAACCAAAAUGUUCUGUGGUUCUAUCCUGGCUGUGCCGCUAACCCGAGAUGUGAAUGGGAGCUGCGCACCCAGCGUUUAUUUUGGGAAGUGUUCCUUGCCGUACCCAUCCCUGCAAUGGGACGAUCCAGCAUUAGCAGCUCCUGUCACUCUUGGCAACCCCUGGCGUGUGACUUUAUGCAGCUGCUGUGACCAGCCGUGGCUGCAGUCACACUCCCAGGGCAGACUGACGCUGUGAUCCCCGCAGGCUUCGCACCGUGCCGUCUGUGCUGCCAUCCCUGGGGCUCCCCAGCCGGGAGCUGAUUUUAGCACCCCAGUGUCCUGGUGCUGACCGCUCUGUGCUGGUCUGUCCCUCCCCGUGGGCUCCUCCUGCACAGGAGCAGCAUGUUCACAGCGUCUUCCUCCUGAUGGCCCAAGUCUUCCUAGCACAGGUGGCCAUCCCUGGUCGCUAAAGCUCUUGCUCACGUAUUUGUGGCCGUCACAAAACUCAUCCCUGCAAGAGAGUCCAACUGUUCAGCACUGCUGCUGAGACGGGCACCCCAGCCCUGCAUGGCACAGCCAGUGCCAAAACGACCGUGUCUCUUCAUACCCAGCCUGUGGCUUCUUGCCCCCCCUUGACAAAAUACCAGGUAGAAAACCAGCACAAUGCCAGCCUGACCGGUCCUUGCAGCUCCCGCUGUCCCCAAAGCAGCUCGAGUUCUGGCGUCCCUGCGGGAAGUGUGUCCAUCAGGCACCUCGCUUGAGGCUCGGGAGCUGUCUGAUAAUUGCCAGCCAGAUUUAUUCCUGGCCAGUUUGUGCUUAUUUGUUCCUUUGCCAGCGCUGUUGUUGAAAUCCUGCUCCCCGCCCCGAGCCCUGUGCGACGGGCUCGUUUCCCUGCUCUGCUCUUGUUCUGCUGGCCAGGCUGUCCCCGGCUGUGCCACCAGCCGUCCUUGGCACCGGCUCCCCUUGCAGUUCAUCCUCUGUGGCUGUGCCAGGCCAGAUGAGAUCGUGCCAGGGCUGGUACUUAAUGAUUCCCACACAAUCCGUCUCCCGCUGCGCCCUGUGCUGGGGCCGCCCUUUUCCACAGCCUUAUCCUGCACCGGCCUCACCAGCACACCAGCUCAUCAUCAUUUCCCAUCGUUUAUGACAAGGGCCACAUGCAAUGAUCCCGCCCUUUAAUGGAUUCAGCUUCACCCUCUUUCUGUUGCUCCUGUAAGGUCAUAACCACUUUUCCCUGGCUUGCCAAGGCCCGGUGUGAGGAUUUGCUUCCUUCUCUCCAGCAGUGAAUGUGAAAAGGUCAUUGAAACUCAGUUUUAGCAGGACACAGAAUGAAUGUGGGAGCUGGCGGGUGCUCUGGGAGGAGCCCUGUGCUGCGGGGCCGUCAAACCCCCGGGCUGUGACAACCCGGCACGGAACGGGGCAGGCAGAGCUGCAGGGAGGGCAGCGAGCAUGCAGGUGCCAGAUGUCUGAUGGGUUUGCUGCCUGAAAGCCCCUGCAGCCCAGGGUCCUGCCUCUCUGAGAGAUGUGCUGCUUACCUGUCCCUCUGGGAUGCCCCCGAGCUCACAAAUGAGUGAUGCUGGGGAAAUCCCGCAGUAGGAUGGGCUUAGGGAGCCUUGCUGUAUCCUAGCAACAGUCUCAAUCAUGGCAUAGUGUAAUUAAUCCAGUGUUGGCUCAGUCUGCUGCUUCAAGAUACCAGGGCAAGUGGUUGAGUCUUUUUAACUUGUGUGUUUGCCUCCAAAACGAGCCUUCAGCACCUCAGAUGUGUCACACGUGCUCCAGGCCCUGGGGCAGCUCACGUGCUGGGAUGGAGCCACCGCGGGGCCCUCGGCCAGCUCAGCCCCACCACCUCCUCCCUGCUGCCGCCGGACCAGGGCCGGCUGCCUUCCUCUGAGGCUGUCUGAAGGGAAGCUGGCAGGAGAAGAGUCGCUUUUAAGAUGACACGAACAGACCCACCUGACAUCCUGGUGUCUACGGUGUACCAAGACAUAAAGGUGGCCACUGCAGCCCCCGGGGAUUCCAUUGUCUGCCAGCCCCUGGCACAAUGUGAUGCCUCCAUGUCCUCGUCCCUGCCCCGUGAGCCGCAGCCCUUCAACAAGCGCCAUUGCAGGAGCUUCGACUUCCUCGAGUCACUGGACGAGCCGCUGGGCACCCCCCCGGCCAUGGAGCGCCCGGGCCCGCACCCCGGCACCCCAGAGCUCACGCCGGGGCCGCCGGGCAGGCGGGCCCUGCCGAAGCCGGACCCUUACGCCAGCAGAGCCCCCCAGCCAAGGAGCGAGCCGAAGAGACGCGCCCGCUCCAAGAGCGCGCCGCGGGUGAAGUCCACCUUCACGCCAGUGCCCAUUGCCGUCUCGGCAUCGCCGCCACCAGUGCGGCGUGGGCGGGAGGUGCUGCGGGUGGCGCGGGAGCCCCCACGCCCUGAGCCCUCCCCGCGCCGCGAGAGCCAGGUCCCGCUGCGGGCGCUGGCGAACGAAGUGCAUCCCAUCAAGCUGCAGCCACAGCGCAGCAGCGUCAGCCGCAUCUCCCCGGUCUGCCUGGGCAGCAACUGCUUCGAGGAGGGGCCGGGCGCCAAGGUGGGCGCCAGCCCCCAUGUCAAGUGCCGGAUGGACAUCAAGCCGGAUGAGGCGGUGCUGAUGCAUGCAGCGCGCAGCCUGCGGGCUGCCCAGAGCCGGCAGGAACCGCCGCGCUGGCCCCGCGCACCCGGGGCUGCCCGCAGCCUGGCAGUGCCGGGGAGCAGGCAGGCAUCUGCAUCCCGCACACCCACCCCCAGCGACUCCUACAGCGGGGACCCCCCACUCCUGCCCUACCCUGGCGAGUACUACGAGGCAGACCCCCGGGCGCUGGCAUACCAAACAGUGCCGGUGCCGGCCUCGCGGGAGUUCAGGGAGUACCCCGAGAGGGGCUGCAUGACCUUCUCGGCCCCCGGCAUCCCCACCAAGUUCUUCUAUGCGGAGGAGUCGGCGCGGUGCCCCAGCCCCGCCAUGCCCCUCCGCAGCUCCGGCUACGCCAGCUAUCCCUACCCCACCCGCCACAGCAUCCCCCAGCACUUUUACACCGAGGACCCAGCCAAAGCUGCCGUCCACACAAUGCCACCCCGGACGUUGUAUGUGGAGGAGGCGCGGGGCUACCCGGUGCAGGAGGCGCCCACCCGUGCCUUCUAUGGGGACGAGCCCCGGUUUUACGCCCCUCGCGGCACCCCUCUCAAAACCCUCUACGCUGAGGACACCAGGACGUACCCGGCCCUCGGCUCCUCUGCCCGGGUCUUCUACGCCGAGGACUACGGGAAGUACCGGGAGCGGGAGGUGCUGUCGCGAACGUGCCCCCCGCCCCGCAGCGCCCAGCCCUUGCACUUUGGCGACUGGUACUGCCCCGAGCGGGCUGCACUGCCCUACCAGACCUUGCAGGUUUCGCGCUUCGCCCCGCAGCCAGCCGGGCGCGAGGCCAUGCUCUCCUCCUGGCAUGGCGGCUACGCCGUAACCCCCCCGCGGCUGGGCCGGGAGAGCCAGCACUAUUCCAAAUCCUGGGACAACAUCCUGGCGCCGGCGGUGCGCAGGGAUGAGGUCCUGCAGCGCGGGCGCAGCUAUGAGAACCUGCUCGCCCAGGAGCAGCACCGUGCCUUAUCCCCCGAGGAGCGCCGGCAGCCCGUGGUGAUCAAUCUGUCGAGCUCACCCAAGCGCUACGCCGCCCUGUCCCUCUCGGAGAGCUCCAUCCUCGAGAGGAUGCAUGCUGAUGGUGGCCGUGGCCUCCCGGGCCGCUCCUGGUACGUCACACCCGAGAUCACCAUCACUGACAACGACAUCCGUGCAGACGGGCUGGGCAGGAGCGAGAGGCGCUCGGCCAGCUGGGACGUGCUGGACGGGGGACGGGAGCCCGGUCCCUAUGCUGUGCCCUGUGCCCCACAGCCUGUCCCCAGGGAGAGCGGCUCUGGGCGCCAGCGCAGCCUGGAGCAGCUGGAUGAGCUCAUCACUGACCUCGUCAUCGACUACAAGCCGGCACCAGGCCACCGCGCCGGGGACAGGGACAGCCUCGCCGAGCAGCUCAAGCAGCUCCUGAGCAGCAACACCCCAGGGCCCUCCCGACGGGGUGAAAGCAGGAGGGUCCCCCCCGGCGUGCCCGAGGGACCCCGACCCAUGAAGGAGCAGCCGGGUCCCAGCUCCCGCUCCAGUGCCCCGCGCCCCCCGCCUGCCCCAGUGUCCGUCGGCCCCUUUGAGAAGUCACCAGAGAACUGCUCGCCUGACCUGAGCGCAGAGGAGGACGACAUGAUGAUGUGCUCCAACGCCAAGUGCCGGCGGACAGAGACCAUGUUUAACGCCUGCCUCUACUUCAAGUCAUGCCACAGCUGCUACACAUACUACUGCUCCCGGCACUGCCGCCGCGAGGACUGGGACACGCACAAGGAGAGCUGCGUCUACGGGCGGGUGGGCAGCGUCUGCCGCCACGUCCUGCAGUUCUGCCGGGAGAACGCCGAGGUGCACAAGGCCUUCUCGCGCAUCGCCAAGGUGGGCUACCUCUCCCGUGGCCGUGGCGUCCUCUUCUUGGGCUUCCCCAACGCUGGCUCGGCUGAGAACUUCCUCCAGUUCGGGCUGGAGAGCCUGCUGAUGUCCCCCACCUACCUGUCCUUGCGGGAACUGGAGAGCUACUCAGACAACCUGGGGGAGUACGCCCGGGAGCUGCGGGAGACAGGCAACCAGUACGACCCUGACGAAUGUUUCCUCCUGAAUGUAACCGUGGCCGUCACCCAAAAAGUGCCAGAGAGGCCAUCGCCAAAGACGCAGGUGCCAACAGUCAGGAAAUACGCCAAGGUGGCCUUAGCCUCCUCCAGCCCUGAGAAGAAGAUCUUGAAGAAGGAGCGGGACAUGGAGACGCUGAUCCUGACGCCUCCGCCUGGCACGGCGGACAUCGACAAGGAGGGGGAGGAGGGCCGCAAGGCACGGGAGGUCUGCUUCAUCAACAUCCAGCGGGAGCUGCGCAUCCGCGGCGUCUUCCUGCGGCACGAGUUCCCCGCCGUCUAUGAGCAGCUCUGCGACUUCGUGGAGAGCAACAAGCGAUUCACCCCCACCACCAUCUACCCCAUUGACAAGAGGACGGGCAAACAGUUCAUGUGCAUGAUCAUGGCAGCCUCCGAGCCUCGCACCCUCGACUGGGUGGCCAGCCCCAACCUCCUGGACGACAUCAUGUGAACACGGGGUGGGGACCCCCCGGCACCCCCGAGUCCCUCCCCUUUGUAGAUACAUGUUGCUCUGUCGGUGCGGUGGGAUGGGGACCAGGGGAGGGGGCUGUGAUGGGCUGUGGGCUGCUGGUGUUGGCGGGGGCAUGCAGCCACAGCAGCGGGGAGCCAGGCUGGGGGCGGCCAUGGGGUGACGGGAGCAUGGGCCAAGGUUUGCUGUGGGGUGCAGGUCCCAGCCAGUGUCCAGGCAAGACCCUGCAGAGCCCUCCUGGGGUGAGCAGCGCUUGGCGAGGGUGGGGGCACCCCAGGGACACCCCAGCCUCUGCCCACUGGACAGCCCAGUUGCCUGCACACCCCGUGGCCCCACACCUGCCCACGCACCCUGCCCGCACCCGGGGCCCUGCCCAGCCCCCCCCGGUCACGUCCCCAGCGCCCUGCGGAGCACCGCACGCUGCCGAGGCUGUACAAGUCCAUGGGCACUGGUGGCGGCCCUAUAGGCUCUGUGGCAGGGUCCCUGUACGGUUGGCAGGUGGGAGCUGGGAUGCACAAGGUCUGUGUUCCUAUAG
This is a messenger RNA of Columba livia (rock pigeon), 7237 nucleotides long. It is a transcript of the gene AJM1, whose product is annotated as apical junction component 1 homolog. The transcript is spliced from 3 exons. Gene Ontology annotation, biological process: cell-cell junction organization. NCBI's taxonomy places the organism in Eukaryota, Metazoa, Chordata, Aves, Columbiformes, Columbidae. Gene Ontology annotation, cellular component: apical junction complex; plasma membrane. Bases 3442 to 6684 code for a protein of 1080 amino acids. The record is from RefSeq and is a predicted model, not a curated record.